Molecule: messenger RNA, 5859 nt
Organism: Myiozetetes cayanensis
Lineage: Eukaryota; Metazoa; Chordata; Aves; Passeriformes; Tyrannidae
Gene: RXRA
Product: retinoid X receptor alpha
Exons: 10
Coding region: 244-1647 (467 amino acids)
Biological process (GO): positive regulation of transcription by RNA polymerase II; cell differentiation; anatomical structure development
Cellular component (GO): nucleus; RNA polymerase II transcription regulator complex
Molecular function (GO): zinc ion binding; retinoic acid-responsive element binding; nuclear receptor activity
Source: RefSeq, a predicted model, not a curated record
GUUUGCCACAACUCCGCGGCCUCCGCCGGUGCGGGGCCGCUGCGGGGCUGCAGCCUCCCCGCCGCCGCCGCCUCCUCCUCCUCCUCCUCUACCUCCUCCUCCUCCUCCUCCCCCCCGUGGGUGUUUUUUUUCCCCUCCUCCCCCUCUCCCCCCCGCUCUGAUUUCCCUCCCCUCCGCCCGCCCUGCCUGUGUGUUUUCGCCGCCGCGCUCGCCGAGCCCCUUGGCAUGAGUUAAGCACCAGCCAUGGACACCAAACACUUCCUGCCGCUGGAUUUCUCCAACCAAGUCAAUUCCACAUCCCUGAACUCUCCCACGAGCCGGGGGCCCAUGGCCACCCCAUCCCUCCACCCGUCCAUCGGGCCGGGCAUCGGCUCCUCGCUGGGCUCCCCAGGCCAGCUGCACUCGCCCAUCAGCACCCUGAGCUCGCCCAUCAAUGGCAUGGGCCCCCCCUUCUCCGUCAUCAGCUCCCCCAUGGGCCCGCACUCAAUGUCCGUCCCCUCCACCCCCAGCCUGGGAUUUGGCACCAGCAGCCCACAGCUCAACUCGCCCAUGAACUCCGUCACCAGCACAGAAGACAUUAAGCCACCCCUGGGGCUCAAUGGAGUCCUCAAAGUGCCAGCACAUCCCUCAGGAACGAUGGCCUCCUUCACCAAGCACAUAUGUGCCAUCUGUGGGGACAGAUCUUCAGGAAAACAUUACGGGGUUUACAGCUGCGAGGGCUGCAAAGGCUUCUUCAAGCGCACGGUGCGGAAGGACCUCACCUACACCUGCCGCGACAACAAGGACUGUUUGAUCGACAAGCGCCAGCGCAACCGCUGCCAGUACUGCCGCUACCAGAAGUGUCUGGCCAUGGGCAUGAAGAGAGAAGCUGUCCAGGAGGAGAGGCAGCGGGGGAAGGACCGCAACGAGAACGAGGUGGAGUCGACAAGUAGCGCCAACGAGGACAUGCCUGUGGAAAAGAUCCUGGAAGCUGAACUCGCUGUGGAGCCAAAGACAGAGACGUACAUCGAGGCAAACAUGGGCCUGACGCCGAGCUCGCCCAAUGACCCAGUGACGAACAUAUGCCAGGCAGCAGACAAACAGCUCUUCACCCUGGUGGAGUGGGCCAAGAGGAUCCCUCACUUCUCUGAGCUGCCCCUGGAUGACCAGGUCAUCUUACUCCGAGCAGGGUGGAAUGAGCUCCUAAUUGCCUCCUUCUCCCACCGCUCCAUAGCUGUGAAAGACGGGAUCCUCUUAGCCACCGGGCUCCACGUGCACCGGAACAGCGCACACAGCGCUGGCGUCGGGGCCAUCUUCGACAGAGUAUUGACAGAACUCGUGUCAAAAAUGCGAGACAUGCUGAUGGACAAGACAGAACUGGGCUGCCUGCGAGCCAUUGUCCUCUUCAACCCUGACUCGAAAGGUCUGUCGAACCCGGCCGAAGUGGAGGCGUUGCGGGAGAAGGUGUACGCGUCGCUAGAGGCUUAUUGCAAACACAAAUACCCCGACCAGCCCGGGAGGUUUGCGAAGCUCCUGCUCCGCCUCCCAGCCCUCCGGUCCAUCGGCCUGAAAUGCCUGGAGCACCUCUUCUUCUUCAAGCUAAUAGGAGACACACCCAUCGACACCUUCUUGAUGGAAAUGCUGGAAGCGCCCCAUCAAAUGACUUAGAGAAACUGCUGCUGGGUCAGUCCCUCGCCCGGCCAGGGGGGUCCCGCGGGGCCCCUUCCUCCGCUUUCCUCCUCCUCCUCCGCCGCCGCCACCACCGCCCCAGCCCGUCCCUCCCUCCUCACCCCAGCGCUGGAGGCACCGUCUGAUCCGGGGGGACCCCCCCGCCGUCCUCGCCUCCUCGUCGCCUUCACCCCUGUCCGUUUGCUGUCACUGCUGCAUCUCCAGACCUGCUCGCUGGUCCCCUGCGCUUGAUGUAGAGAAGUGGGAGCGGAGAGAGUUUGCCACCCACCCCCUGCCCGGCCCCCCGCCGUGCCACGAGUUUUGGGAUGAGCCACCAGCCGGGCUUGGCGUCGCCCACCCUCCCCUCCGUGGGUGCCCCCGGGGCAGGAGCAGGGACACGGGGACAGUCCCAGCCCUUUGGGGGCAGUGGGGUUUGGACAAGCUGAAGGGAGUGGCUGAACUCGCCGGAUUGCAGCUGGCUAUUUUCAGAGGAUGGAGUUUUUUUGAAAAAGAGAAGAGGAAAAAAAAAAAAAAAAAAAAAAAAAAACCACCCCAAAAAAAAAAAUUCUAUUUUUGGUUUCUAACUAUUAUUAGUAGUCUCGGUAGUUACUUUGCGGAGGGAGAGGCGGCCUGGCCGUGCCCCGUGAAUGAGUCACCCGUGGCUGCACAGAGCCUUCUCCUUCCAGUUCAAAGCAGAGGAUUUGGGACUGAGCUGAAUCCCCCCUACACAACAUGAGAACCGGUGGCACAGGGAGCUGGGUCACCCUCUGUGCAGAGCGUGCACCUCAGAAAUCCCCCUCUGCCAUCCCCAAGGGCGGCUGGGCAUCGCUGCUCUUCCCAAAGAUGCCUCUGCGCUGGGUGUGGAGCUGCCCACGCGGAAAGAGCCGGCUGGAGCACUUGCUUUAAGGCUGCCAGGGACUCCCUGUCGCCCUUCCCCAGCUCAUGGGGGCCUGCUGGGACCCCUGCCCUCAGCACAGCAUCCCGGCAUGGCCCCAGAAUCCCAGCAUGGCCCCAACAUCCUGGCACUGCCCCAGCAUCCCAGCAUGACCCCACUCGGGGGUUUCGGCUCACCCAGGAGGCUGCUCCUGUUGUUUCAGCCGUGCAAAACACUGCAAGGCAACAAUUAGUGGGAGUGCUUGGCCAAGCUGGUUAAUUGCAGCUGUUAAUUAGUGGUGAAGCAAGAACAGGGCUCCCCCUCCCCUGAAUCUCCCGUCAGGCACAGAUGUGGGGGCUGAGAGGUCCCAGCAGGGUGGGGAACACGACAGCACCCACCCCUCUCCUGUCUGGGAUACUGAGAGCACCAAGAGCACCUUGGCUUUUGCACAGUCCUUUCCUUGAGUCUUGGUGUGACAGCAGGGAGAUGGACAAGUUUUUGGGGAUUAGGGACACGGUUCCAGGAACGUGCUCGCACCCCUCAAGAUGGGAUUCCCCAGGGAAUGUGUGGCGAGAGGUCAGCCAGGGAUCCUUUCACCCUCACCAGGGGUCUCCAGUGCCCCACCAAAAACAGGAGUUGGAGAAAAAACAAAGCAGAGCAAGCGGUGAGGGAUGUUGGGAAGGGUAUUUUCCCUUUGGCACGAUGGACUGUCCCAAACACGCCGUGGGACAAGCACUGCAAGCCAAGAAUGAGGUGACUGUGGUUGGCCUGUGGCCAAGGGCUUCCCCACCGCUUCCAUGUCCUCUCUGCUUUAAAACAGCAAAGUAUUUGGUCCCAAAAAUCCUCUUCUUGCUCCCCAUGGGUUGUGGCUGGUUGAAAACACUUCUUUCGUGCCCGGGAUGGGGAUGGAGCAGCACCCACCACCUCACACCUCUGGUUCUGAGGGGACACAGUUGCCACCCACCUGUUGUCAUCCUGCCUGGCAGCUGGAAUCCCCAGCUCCAUCCCCUGCAGCUCACCAGGCCAUCUCACUGCUAUAAAAAAUACUCAGGAUUUCAGGUCAGAACUUCCCCCCUAGGCUGGCCCGAAGUGGCAAAUCCGCAGAGGCAGGGAAAGUGUUUUGGCUGUGUUUCCCCAGCAGCCUGCAUGCCGCCGAAAAUAUUAUUAAACAGCUUCACCCUGCAAGAAUUUGCCAAGAAAGCUAGGCAAGAGAGAUGAAAUCUGGAAAGGGUGCCAGGAAACACGAGCAGGCUGUUCCCUGCCAGCGUGAGGCUGGCGCAGCCCUUGGGGGGGUGCAGGGAGGUGUUGGCUCCCGGCAGGAGCUCAGCCCCGAGCCCACCCAGCCCCUGGGCUGCCCCCAGCCCGGCUCUUCCAGCAGAAAGGAGCCUGGAACCUGCUCGCCAGAGAGGAUGAGGAUGCUUUGGGAAAGUUGAUGGAUAUUGCACUAGAAUAAACCCGCUGUCCUUCUCUGUUGGGUGGAACCACUUUCUUUUCCUGAUGAAUGGCUUGGAAGGGGCUAUUUGGUGCUGGGUGCUGAGCUGUGGUGGCUGCAAGGUGCUGGGCUGCACAGUGGGAGCUCCUGUCCCAUCCCAUCUCAUCCCAUUCCAUUCCAUCCUGUCCCUUCCCAUCCCAUCCUAUCCUAUCUCAUCCCUUCCUGCAUCCUGUUUCAUCCCAUUUCAUCCCAUCCCAUCCCAUUCCAUUCUGUCAAAUUUAUCACGUCCCAUCCCAUCUUGGCAUUCCAUCCCACCCCAUCCCAUCUCAUCCCAUCCUGUUCCAUCCCAUCUCUCCCCAUACAAUCCCAUCCUAUCUCAUGCCAUUUAAUCCAUCCUGUUCCAUCCCAUCCCAUCCCAUUCCCAUUAUCAUUUGACCUGAUGAAAUGCCAUGAGCAGGGGAUGUCCCCCACAGGCAGGGUGAUGCCAAGGGGGAGGCUCCAUGAGUUCCAGACUUCCCAUCAGGAUGUGCAUCCCUGUGCCUCAGUUUCCCUGCUGGAGCAGCUCACAGCCUCAAUCCAUGCCCGUGGUGGAGGGGGUUGGGGAUUUCAGUUUUCAGCAGGUGAAGGGGAGUUGGGGUUCCCAGAAUGCAGGUGAUGAACCCCCAGACGCCACCCCACCCCCUCCAUUCCCAGCCCAACCCUUCCCAAGGGAAGGAAAAGCUUUUGUGCAUCCAUAACAUCCACCACAGCAGCCUUAAAGCAACGUGCUUUGCAUGAGUUUUGAGUCUUUCAUUUGUAUUCUUUUCACUUUUUGGCUUUUUGUUGUUGUUGUUGUCCUCAUCAUCAUAACGCUGAGUAUGGACGUGCUUGGAGAGGUGGGGCAUGGCUAGAGGAAAAAAAAGGCACAUUAUCCACUAGAGAGGUAGGACUUUGAUUAACCAGAUCUUAGUACUCUUGCAAAAAUCUGGUUUGAUUAGGGUGAUCUCUUUCUAAUUUUUUGGUUUGUUUUGUUUAAAUUCCUUUUUGUUGGUGGGACAAUCUUUAAUUUUCUAAAGAUAGCACAAACAUCAGCUUUUCAGCCACCCGCUGCCACCCUGGAUGUCCCUCGCUGCCUGUGCAUGUUCCAACCAAGCCCUAACCCAAACCAAUCUGAAUUCAGCACAUCCCAGGCCCCUCCACGAGGAUGCUGAGGUUUCCUCAGCGCUGGAAUGCUGAGCACUGUGGCCAGGGGGCCGCCAGGAGUGGAGGAAGGGGUGAAGGACCUUCAUCUCUGCAGCACCCGCAGGUGUAGGAUGCCCACACCGACCCCCUGACCUCUCCACCCUGGGAAGGAGAGCCCUGGGCUCAGCUCCUGAUCCCCCAAAAAAGGCUGGAGCUGGCAGGAAUGUGGCUCAAGAGCUGAUGCUGUCCCCAUCAGUGAGGAGUGUGCAGGAGCUGGUUUAAGUUGCUAUAUGUGCGUGUGUAUACAUGUAUGUACUGUAGAUAUAUACACUGUAUAAAUACCCUCACUCACAUAUACAGAUAUUAUAACUGUAGCAAUUACAGACUUUUCGUGGUUUUUUGUGUUUUAAGUCCAUUCUUUUUCCUAUUUUUUUUGUCCUUUUUUUUUUUUUCUUUGCUCCCACUGUAUCCGAAUCCCUUUCCAAAUUGGCAGAUGCCAAAUCUGGAUCUUUAUUCCUCAAGACAAAGGAACUGCAUCUAUUUUAAGAUGCCUUUUUGUUUUGGUUGUUUUGUUUUAUUUUGGUUUUUUUUUUUUUUUUUUUUUCUUUCUUUUAAGCAGGUGGGUUUGAGUAAAAAAAUAGCUUUAGCAAUUCCCAAUACUUAGUGAUGGAUGCCUUGGCUAUAGGAUGCAUAGAUAAAAAAAAAAAUAACAUUAAAAUUUAGAAUGGCAAAAAAAAAAAAAAAA